This is a messenger RNA of Delphinapterus leucas (beluga whale), 6483 nucleotides long. It is a transcript of the gene NTMT1, whose product is annotated as N-terminal Xaa-Pro-Lys N-methyltransferase 1. NCBI's taxonomy places the organism in Eukaryota, Metazoa, Chordata, Mammalia, Artiodactyla, Monodontidae. Gene Ontology annotation, molecular function: N-terminal protein N-methyltransferase activity. The record is from RefSeq and is a predicted model, not a curated record. Gene Ontology annotation, cellular component: cytoplasm.
GGUGUGAGGAUUCAGUAAAAUGCUCAGAUUAGAGUCGGGCACAGGGCAGUUCCCGGUUACAUAGGCGUUGCUAUCAUAUUUCACCUUGGACCCGACCCCAGUUAGGGGUCAACAUAGGUGCCGCUCAAAAGACAGCCCGCCGCGAGGAGCCCUUGGAGCCAAGGUCAGCCUGUUGGCAGAGAGGCUGCCAUAUCAGAAGGCCCAGGCUUUGCUGCCCAUCAACUGUGUGAUCUCUCUCUGGACCGUGGUUUCUCUGUACAACAAGGGAUAGAACCAGCUGGUGUCAGAGGCUUUGCGGGUGGGGCUGGGCAGUAUUGCACAUGGUCUGGAUGUAUGGAAUCUGCCCAGUGAGAUGGGAUGAACCCCUGGGAGAACUAGAGCCUUGACCCAGUAAGAAGUCUGGAUUCCGUCCUUAUUCUAUUCCUGGUUUUCUGUGUGUGUGCAUCACUCCAUGAGUGGAAUGGUUUUUCUCUCUGUGAACUAGGGACUGUGGGAGGGUUGAAAUACGUGUAGAAUGCUUUGGUGGAGACUAGAAGCCGUAGAAUCACAAAGACAGAGUCACCAAAACCAGCAGGGUUUCCGUGCUUCCAUGGAUGGGAAGCUCACUCCCCUCUGCGGAUUGGCAGAGCUGAGUCACUGGAACGACCACCCAGCAGUAACAGUCAUGACCCCUUAGGUGUGGCCAGCACUCUGGUUUAGAGGGCCUUUCAGCACAUUUUCUCAUUAGGGCUUCACACUUGGCAGAGAGAAUUGAUGGGAAUCUCAUCUGACAGAGAUUUUUGGGAUUAAUGCAUGCCCAGCAGUGCAUGGAUCACUUUACGCUUGUAUAUCCACGUUUAAUCAUCACAGCCUUCCUAUAAAGUCAAUGUUGCUGUUCCCAUUUUAUAGAUAAAGACACUUAACUGAGGUUGUGUCUUAUCUGCGCUUACACAGCCAGUGAGAAGCAGAGCCAGGAUUCACACCUGGUUCAUUCAACUCCAUCAGAGCCUUUGUUUUUAAAUCCCGCUCCCCCUCCUUUUUUUUUUUGGUCUUCUCUACUCCCUCCCUCCCUUUCUUUUUCAUAGAACACCCUGCCAUUCUCAGAAGUCCAACGGCUGUCCACACAGAGCCAGGGAGAACAGGCCCUGUCCACGGGGGUGUGGGAAGGAAGAGGUAACAUCAGGCAGGCUCGUGCCUCCCGAUGCUUCCAGGCUUUUCCUUAGAGACUGGUAAAUGAGGAUGAGAUGAGCCUAAAGAGCCUGACGGUGACAGUUCCAACCCCAUUCUCUUCCAUGGAUCCUGGGAAAAGAGUAAUAGCUGGGGCGGCUGGCCGGGGUGGCCCUGAACACCUUGGAGGGGGGCGUGGGUAGGUGGCCAGAUGAUCAUGAAGGAUUCACAGACACAUUCCACUUGCUGAGGAGCAGAAGUUCCCUAGGAGCAAAGGGUCUCACUUCCCCUCCAAGCUAGCCCAGAGCGCACGAAGCCAGACUGCCCAGGCCCCUCCCCUGUCCCUGGGGCCAUGUGGCUCCUUCCUUGCCGUGAUCCCAGCAGGGCAGAGUGCAGGAGGACCUCCUGCGGGUUGACUGACAGCCCCGCCCUUCCCUCUGACUCCUAGGGACCUCCUGCCCACCUCAGUCUGGACGCUGGGAGGCAAAGUGUAGACAGGGCCCCAGAAGUCAUGUUUACUAAUGAAUCUAAGCUGUUAGGACAAAUGUCAGGGUUAUACUUGCCAUUUCCCGGCCUAGAUGUGCCUCCCCUGGCUUGUUCCUAGAAUGUACCCAUAAGUGGAAUUCUUGUAAAUUGGAUUAUUCGGGGGACCUUGACAUUUAAAGGAAUCAUGUUGUAAGCCUUUUGGUAAAGCAAAAAAUUGUAUCGUCAGUAAAGGGCUUCAGUGAUAUCAGGUUUGAAUGAUUUGAUUUUUGUCUGUAGGAUUUUCUUAAAAGUGGAGAAUGACUGGCCACACAAAGGUCCUUCUGUGAUUCAUUCAGCAAAACCAGUUAGUAAACACCCACCUCACAGCAGGUGUUAGGCUAAUAGUGUAGACUUAGCGUCCCUGGGCCUCCUGGGAGGGAGGGCAGACAGAUAGGCAGAGAGAGUACAGCCAGGGAAGCGUCUGGCCCCGGAUUUGUUCUGUUCAUCUGAUCGGAAGGGAACUUUGUUGAAUACCUAUGAGCUACAUGAGACGCAGGAGAAAUACAGUGACACAUCUCAGGGUGUCGCCACUGCUUUCUAAGGAGUUCCCAGUCCAGUGGGGUGAUAGACACAAAUACAAAACCAGAAGUUUGUGUGAGGGGGACAGGGCCGAACUCGCUGUGCUCGUCCGAGUGGGAGCGCUGCUGUGUGGCCGGCUUUGGUGCUGUCCUUCCUGGAUGACAGCGGAGGGGCUGGGAAAGAGUUGCCGUGGUGCCUAUUGGCGGGGGCUGGGGAGCCCACUUGGCCUUUCAGACCGCGUCCACAUAAGCAGCCCCCAAACCCAGGAAAGUGAAUGGUAACAUUCAAGCUGGUGGCUCCCUUUCCUGUCAGUUCUCAGGGAGCUACGGUGACACUUACUGUGCCACAUCUGCAUUCUCGGGGACUGGCAGGUCUCCACGUGCUUUUGCUUGUCACGUUCCUCGAGGGUGGAACGAGAGUUCAUUGUCACAAGCAGCGCGCCGCUUCCUCCUGUGGGCUGGGGCGCGGGUGUGGGACACUGCCGUGAGCCAGGGCUGGGGGCAGUAUUUAGAACUGAGGCCCCCCCAGCCUGUUACCCCAAAGGGCUCUUGGGUUGGUGCCAUAACUGGAACCGUCCUCAUUGGAGUCCCAAGCCCUGUACCUGAACAGGGAAGGGAGGGGAUCCGUCUGACAGCUGAUUCGAGAACCUGAAGGGGGGGGGAGCCAGGGGUCUCUGGGGGCACAGUGGAAGGGGUCUAUGGAGGGUGGAAACAGUGGCAAAGUCCAGGUCUAAGGGCGACCCUGGUGGGGCCUGUGGAUGCUGUCGGCUCCCUCCUGUUCCGCAGAAGGCCCGUGUGUGACCCCUGUCCCCGGGGAACGCCUGGGUCCACAGAAGGAGCCGGGUCCGGGGACGAGGCGGCGGCCCCCUUCCCAUCUGUUCCCAGCAGCCAGGCCAGGCCCUCCCCCGGUGCCCCCACUGGCUGGCUGGCGUCUCCAGAAAGGGCUGGCCGUGGCAGAAGUGGAAUUGCAUCAGGGAGCAGCAUUUCUGAGUUGUUUGGCUGGGGUGGUCCUGCUGCUUCUGGAAGGUUCCUUGUCUUCCAGGACAAGUUCAGAGUGCAGGUGUAUGUUGGAGGCUAACUACAGACAUGGCAGUGAAGAUCUUCAGCGUUUCUUAUGUUCUGUUCCCCUUCGCUUCUUCUGGUCUCUAAGUUAUGUGUCGAAGGCCCGUGCUUGUCCUCGGGGCACUUUUCUGUUACUUCUCUUGAAGCUCUUAAAGCACUUCUCCGUCUUACAGGGGUUUCAGCUGGUUUUGAGGACCAUACCGGGAGGUCAGUGACUUAACUACAGCCCCGUGGAGUACUGUAAAGGGGGCGGAGUGAGCCCCCGGGAGCACAGACUUGCACAGCUUUCCUGGGGGACUGGGGGGCUUUCACCCCUGUACUGAGGGACUCCUGUGGCUCCGUGCCGGGAUGCAGUGGUGAAAAGGCAAGGUCCUACCUCGGGGGCUUCCAUUCUAGUGGAGGCCAGACGGUCAGUAAACUGUCAUUUCAGCUAGAAAUACGCACUCUGAAGGCAGGAACCACGGGGAUCGGGUAAGCGUGUUGGAGGAAGUCACCUUAGACUGGUCAGGGAAGGCCUCUUUGAGGUGACACGUGAGUGAAACCCUGUGUUGAAAAUCAGCUGCUCACGGGGGAAGGCCCAGGGCUCGGCAAACGCACGGGCCCCUUGACCUUGGGUAGGAUGCCACCGUGUGCAUCGCCUCCCUCCUCUACACGGGGCUCGUGGGGUGCCUGGGUCGCGGUGAGUCGUGAGGGUCCAGUGGCCAGCGAAGAGUGCGCAAUGCGUGUGGGCAGAGGAUGGGUGGCUGCUACCCCCGUUCUGUCUCCUGGCACGGCCCUGCCGUUCCUGCACCGUUGCCACUCAGCCCCCGCAGGCUGGGUCCCCGCACACCCCUGCCCUUCAGAAACUCAGCUGAUCAGUUUCCCGUUGUUGACAGACUGGACCCAUGGCCCCAGGCUGCACUCAGGGCGCUGUACUCCAGGCCCCGUCUGCCAGGACGGGCUCACCUCCCACACUCUUUUCUCUGUCCACACUGCAGCCAGCCUGGCCGUCCCCAGCCCUCUGUGUGGCACGCGUGCCAUGUCACCUCUGCUCUGUCCCUGUCCCCUUCCAGAGCAUUCCUUGUCCUCCGGGCCCGGCCUUCUCUUGGCUGCUGCCCCGCCUGCCAUUCGGAAGGGACUCCUCUAUCCCUCAAGCUCCCAUAGCACUUUUUGGCUCAACGAGAGUCCUCAUUUCUGCCUUGUGUUCUCGUUGGUUCCAUUUCUUCCCUGUCUCCCCUGCUGUAAGCCUCUGGGUGUUGAACUUUAUCUGGACAAGCCUCACAGCAGCCGAAACAGCCCCGCGCACGGUGAGCAUCUGUAGAGGAGCGCGGUGCCUCGGGAGAGGUGUGACCCUCCAUCCCCUACGUGGUGUGGCCCAGCUGGCUGAAUGUGGCGCUCGCAGCGGGCCUCCGCUCUGCCAUUGGGGCCCGGCCGUCUGCUUUCACUCUCCCCUGUAGCCCACGCAGCUGCCACCGCAGCCCCCAGAGGCGCACGGCAGGCCGCUCCCUGCUUAACCUAGGGUGGUUCCGGCCCGCUGUUCUUUGGUGUGAAGUCGGAACUAGUACAUGACCCUUAGGACCCCGAGUUUCCCGUUGGAAGGGCAACACACGUGCCUGUCUUCCUGGAACAGUCUUCUUGGUUGCUGAGCGAAGGCUUCCUCAUCCUUGAUGUUAGCUGGUGUGUCGCUUCUCCUGACACCUGUGCUCUGCCAGCACCUUGUACCUCUCCGCAGCCCUCACACAUGCCUGAUCGUGUGUAUCCGCCUGGCCGUCUCCCUGUUCACAGACAGCACCUGGCACAGAGUCAGGCUCAUGGGUAACCGUGGACUGGACCCCCAAGGAUACCGCUGCUGAGUCUGGUGCCUGAGCAAAGACGUGGCUGGUGACAGCAUGACGAGCGAGGUGAUAGAGGACGAGAAACAAUUCUAUUCCAAGGCCAAGACGUACUGGAAGGAGGUCCCGGCCACCGUGGACGGCAUGCUCGGGGGGUAUGGCCACAUCUCCAGCAUCGACAUCACCAGCUCCCGGAAGUUCCUGCAGAGGUUUCUGAGGGAAGGCCCAAACAAGACGGGAACCUCGUAUGCCCUGGACUGCGGAGCCGGCAUUGGAAGGAUCACCAAGAGGCUGCUCUUGCCUCUCUUCGGAGUGGUGGACAUGGUGGACGUGACGGAGGACUUUCUGGUCAAGGCCAAGACCUACCUGGGUGAGGAAGGCAAGAGAGUGAGGAACUUCUUCUGCUGCGGCCUCCAGGACUUCAGCCCGGAGCCGCACUCUUACGACGUCAUCUGGAUCCAGUGGGUGAUAGGCCACCUGACCGAUCAGCACCUGGCCGAGUUCCUGCGGCGCUGCAAGCGGGGCCUCCGCCCCAACGGCAUCAUCGUCAUCAAAGACAACAUGGCCCAGGAGGGCGUGAUCCUGGACGAUGUGGACAGCAGCGUGUGCCGGGACCUCGACGUGGUCCACAGGAUCGUCCGCAGCGCAGGCCUCAGCCUCCUGGCCCAGGAGCAGCAGGAGAACCUUCCAGACGAGAUCUACCACGUGUACAGCUUAGCCCUGAGAUGAGUGGGGCUGGCAGGAGAGAGGGACCAGCGUGGGUGGGGAAGGACUGACAGCUGCACGCGGUCCACACGCUCAACCUCGAUGGUUCGGGGGUGCUGAGCGGGGCCACGAAAUAUACCUGUCUGCCGUCCACUCACUAUACAGACUCUUAUUAAAAAGGCAUAAGGGGACCCAGUCGGGAGGGGUGCCACUGAAUGGGGCAGCGAGGCCGGAGUGAGCGGCGGGGACUGGGCCCUGUGGGCCCAUGCGACCCCUGGGCCUCCAGUGCUCGCCUCGUGGGAAUCCGGCGGUCCCAUCAGAAGUGAGACUCCCUGCUCUCCAGUAACACCACCUGGCCUUCCUGCCACAGGCCUGGCUGGCUUAAGAGGAAGAGAGUAACCACUAAAGCGGUUGCCGAGGACUUUAUGCCUCCAGAGGGGAGGGGAGCGGAGCUGGGCCCGUGGAGCCUGCGGCUCUCAGCACCCUCCUGCCUGCGCUGAGCCUACAUGGUGCCUGCCGAGUGGUGCAGUUGAUGGGAUGUCCACGUUCCGGGUGCUAUUUGGAGAUGGGGCCCUGGGGCCCUUAACGUGAUUGUCACCACAGCCUGCAGGGAGGGGAGAGGCCUGGAGCUUCCCUCUCGGCUGUGCCUUGUGACUCCUCCUUAGGGGGCAUUUUCAGUCAAAAAUAAAAGGGUGAACCCCUGUACUGGAAAGGCC